AUGGCUAAAGCCAGAUUAAUAUUAAAAAUCAGUGAUAAAUUGGGCUUUAUAUUUUCUGCAACAUGGUUGUAUAAUACGCAAAAAAUAAAAGUCGAAAAAAAUAAUAGUGGUGACUGCAAUUACAUUUUAGGUUUUGUCUGGCUCUAA
Molecule: messenger RNA, 147 nt
Organism: Dentiscutata erythropus
Lineage: Eukaryota; Fungi; Glomeromycota; Glomeromycetes; Diversisporales; Gigasporaceae
Source: the annotation of a GenBank genome assembly